CACGUGCUCCCCGCAGCCGGUUGAAACCGUUGGCGACGCCGGCUGAGAGGACAAGACUUCGAGCCUAUCUUGGAUAGAGAAUAUUUAAUCAUUUAGCUAAAAUGGUAUUUUUUACAUGCAAUGCAUGCGGUGAAUCAGUGAAGAAGGUACAGGUGGAAAAGCAUGUGUCUAUCUGCAGGAACUGUGCAUGCCUUUCCUGCAUUGACUGCGGUAAAGAUUUCUGGGGUGAGGACUAUAAAAACCAUGUGAAAUGCAUAAGUGAAGACCAGAAGUAUGGUGGCAAAGGCUAUGAAGGUAAAGCCCACAAAGGCGACAUUAAACAGCAGGCGUGGAUUCAGAAAAUUAAUGAAUUAAUUAAAAAACCCAAUGUCAGCCCCAAAGUGAGAGAACUUUUAGAGCAAAUUAGUGGUUUUGACAACAUUCCUAGAAAAAAGGCAAAGUUUCAGAAUUGGAUGAAGAACAGUUUAAAAGUUCAUAAUGAAUCGAUUCUGGAGCAAGUGUGGAAUAUCUUUUCUGAAGCUUCCAGCAAUGAACCAGUCAGUGAAGGGCAGGAUCAACAGCCACUCAACCAAGUGGCAAAGCCACCUGCAGAAAUCUCCACCAAGGUGGUGCCUUCCAAAGCAAGUGACACCACGAAAGGACAAGCAGAGGCAAAGAAGAAUAAGAGAGAAAGGAAGGAAGAGCGGCAGAAGAAUAGGAAAAAGGAAAAGAAAGAACUAAAAUUAGAAAACCACCAUGAGAAAUCAAAGAGUCAGAAGCCUAAAAAGCAGAAAAUGAGACCGGAAGCAGAGCCGGAGGCUGGAGGGGAGGAUGCCACCAGCUCCGCAGGGAACAAGAGGCAGAGGAAGAGGAAGGGCCAGCAUCUGGAGGACGGGGGUGUGGACGGAGAUGCGGACAAGGGAAAGACAAACACUGGUCCAGGAAAAAGGAAGCGGAAGCUUUCCGAAGGUGUGUGUCCAGUUGAAGUAUAUUCUAAGAAGAAAAAGAUAAAGUUCCCAGGACAUGCUGAGGGCAGAGAACCAGGAAACCACGAAACUCCUGCAAAAGGUAAAUUCAAUUGGAAGGGAACUAUUAAAGCAAUCCUGAAGCAGGCCCCAGACAAUGAAGUAGCAUUCAAAAAGCUAAGGAAAAAGGUUUUAGCUCAGUAUUACGCUGUGACCGAGGACCACCACCGGUCUGAAGAGGAGCUCCUGGUCAUCUUCAACAAGAAAGUCAGCAAGAACCCCGCCUUUAAGUUACUAAAGGACAAGGUCAAACUUCUGAAAUGAACAUUUUUAUAUUUAUAAAUUGAGUCCAUUCUA
This is a messenger RNA of Molossus molossus (Pallas's mastiff bat), 1301 nucleotides long. RefSeq names its product Ly1 antibody reactive (gene LYAR). The coding region runs from base 102 to 1268 and encodes 388 amino acids. The record is from RefSeq and is a predicted model, not a curated record. Gene Ontology annotation, molecular function: DNA binding. NCBI's taxonomy places the organism in Eukaryota, Metazoa, Chordata, Mammalia, Chiroptera, Molossidae. Gene Ontology annotation, cellular component: nucleolus. The transcript has 9 exons. Gene Ontology annotation, biological process: negative regulation of transcription by RNA polymerase II; rRNA processing.